GUCUGAAUAUAACUUAAGACCAUGGCAGCACGCUGGAGAAGAAUCCUGGUAAUAUUUGUGGCAGCUCAAGUACUCUUUGUGGUAAAUACCUUCGAGGAAGAGGACGUACCUGAAGAAUGGAUUCUUCUUCAUGUUGUGCAAGGUCAGAUUGGAGCAGGAAACUACAGCUAUUUGAGACUAAAUCACGAAGGAAAGAUCGUACUUCAGAUGCGGAGUUUAAAAGGUGAUGCAGACUUGUACGUAUCCGAUAUGACGCUUCACCCCAGCUUUGACGAAUAUGAGUUGCAGUCUGUAACUUGCGGCCAAGAUGUUGUCCACGUACCUGCACACUUCCGCCGCCCAGUGGGAAUAGGGAUCUAUGGUCAUCCCUCUCACCUGGAGAGCGAGUUUGAAAUGAAAGUGUACUAUGAUCGAACAGUUGUACAGUAUCCGUUUGGCGAGGCUUCUUACAACCCCGAGGAGAUGGAGGCAAACCAGAAAUACUCACAGUCUACAGAAGAUGAAUCUCAGGAUGAGGAAUCUGUUUUCUGGACUAUACUUAUUGGAAUCUUGAAAUUAAUACUUGAAAUUCUUUUUUAAAUUGAUACACACUGGACUAAAUCACACUUCAGCCUGUGAAAUGGAACAUGAAUGACUUGCUGUAAUAUUUAAUACUCUCUGUUAUGUUUCCUGGAAGGGUAUUCAGGUUACUUUUCCUAAACCAGAAAGGAAGUGGGGGAAGAAGCCAUAUUUUAUUUUAUAUUGUAAAUCCCUCCCAUUUGUAAAAUUAGCAGCAAGCACAGUAUUUGCAGCGUUCUUCAGAGAUUAGGGCU
Messenger RNA from Fulmarus glacialis (Northern fulmar), 812 nucleotides. Its product is annotated as chromosome unknown open reading frame, human C6orf120. The transcript has a single exon. Bases 22 to 579 code for a protein of 185 amino acids. Lineage: Eukaryota; Metazoa; Chordata; Aves; Procellariiformes; Procellariidae. The record is from RefSeq and is a predicted model, not a curated record.